ACCUUUUCCUGGUUUAUCAGGAUAUUACCCUAUCUUCUCUAAAUAAGUCCCUGGUCCACAAGGAAAGACAGACAUAAAGAGGUCGUUCAAAGAAGAAAAGAAGCUCUGUUCCUUGUGCUUCGCUUCGCAAUAAUACAGAAUGUCUGGGGGCCUGUCGCUGGAUGGCUUGUACUAUGGGAAGCUUCCUGUCGUUGGCAAGAGAGAUUGGCUGUUAUAUUACAUAGAAGUAUCAGAGAAGCACUUUCACAUAUUCGAAGGCAAUGAAAAUCCAUCAAGAUCACGAAAGCAUUUACAGAGUUUGGAGAUACAUAGCUCUGACAGAACUGGAGCAGAAGGCAAAGACAAGAAAAAUGAUUUUAAAUUCUAUUACGAUAGAGGAAGUGGAGGAAAAUACAUAUUUAAGUGUCAGAAGCAAGACAAAAGACAAUUAUGGAUUAGUACUUUAGAGAAACUCAUUCAAAAAAGAGAUUAUUACGAAAGAGGCAUACUAAGAGAAGAGAAUGACUUCAGUACAUCACUACCAACUUCACCGAGUCUCACUGCAGUCGAGGUACCCCAACCGCCCCCUCGCUCAACGACCCUACCCGGCAGCCAUCCUCACCACAUACAAACAACACCCCCUCCUCCUCCUCAUUCGAACAGACACCACAAACGGGACAGUGGAUUUGUAAGCGGAACGGGCGUCGUCUCUCAAGGCGGAGGCUACCGUGGCGGGUGUAGUGCCGAUGGAGAAAUCUGCCACAUGAAAAGCAACAGUGGAGAUAGCUCUGUGGUCCAUAACACAGCUGUUAAGCUCACUAAGCAAAGCAACAGUGCCGAUGGGAGCUUCAUGCACGGGCAAUCGUCACAAUCAAUAGAUGAGGAGGAAGAUGAUCUGAGUAGAUACGACUGGUACUGGGGACCGAUGAGUAGAGACGAGUGUGAGAGAAGUCUCAAAGAGAAAGGACAGAUCGGGAAUUUCGUCGUGAGGAAGAACGACAGAGGAAGCUACAUCAUGAGUUUCUGGAGAAAAGACGGUGUCCAUCAUCACAAGAUAGCAAAAUGUGGCCCUCUUUACAAGUUUGAGAAAUCGGCUGUCAAUGCUGAUGGGAUGGGUAUACCUGAUCUCCUGGACACAUACAUGAAACACUGUACUGAUAAAACAAUAGGACCUUAUGGAGGAGAGCUCUAUCCUACGUAUGAUCAAGCAUGGAACCCACCAGAAAUUGAUUUCAACAAAUUUGGUUCCGUACUUAAUCAGCAAAUGCAAGCAACUGGAGCAAAGAGACUCUUCAAACCAGGACUGGAGAUGGACGGGAACACGUACGGCGGAAUGUCACUCAAACAAAUAAAAGACGUUAUAGACAAGACGGAAGCAAGCAGCAACGAGUCUUUCAUACUCCCCAGCGCUGUAAAGACACCAUUCCCUGCUCCGGUACCAAUAGUAAAACACCCAAUAGUCCCAACGACUAGUAAGCAACCAGUAAUGCCACCAACUAAUAAAACAGGCCCUCCAACUAAACACAAACCAUUACCUGCUCCUCCUAAAAAGCCUCCACCAGGAUAUGUCAACUUAUUACCAACUAACUUACCUCCUGCUAAUUCAGGCGGACAUAACCGGACGCCCAGUACAGAUUACAAUAGUGAAGAGGAGGAGUAUGAUGAUGAUGAUCAGGAGGUCUACAUUGCUCCGGGUGAGAUUGAAGACGAGCACCCAAUAUAUGAGAAUCAUGGCCCCACUGGCUCGUCGCUCCAACCAAACAGUCCUUAUGCUAACGUAUCGUAUGAUAAUAACGGAGGAGGCGGGGCACCUGGGGCUGGUGGAUUAUAUCAGAAUGUUACUUACGAUGGAAAACCUCACACACCCCCACGUCAAAUCAAACCAAGUCCUUCACCCAGUAGACCGCGACGCAAGUAAACUUAAAAUUGUGCUGAUAUAUUAUAGGUAUUGGAAAAUACUAUUUGUGUCCACCUGUGAUGUUCUUUUUCUAACACUGACACUAUGUGAAUGUAAUAUAACUCUUUGUGUGUGUAUGUGCGUGUGUGUAUAUGAUUAAUCGUACUAUUUAUGUGUCUCAUUUUUAACCUUUAUAUUAAUUAUCAUUGUUUUUGCUGAUUUUUUGUAUUUUGAAUAAUUUUAUUUGUGGUUACAUGUCAAGUAAUGUUGCUUGCCUUUGCAAUGAUGAAUAUUCUACCUAA
This is a messenger RNA of Amphimedon queenslandica, 2178 nucleotides long. RefSeq lists its product as uncharacterized. The transcript has 8 exons. Gene Ontology annotation, biological process: cell migration; enzyme-linked receptor protein signaling pathway. Gene Ontology annotation, cellular component: cytoplasm. The coding region runs from base 140 to 1897 and encodes 585 amino acids. Gene Ontology annotation, molecular function: signaling adaptor activity; receptor tyrosine kinase binding. Lineage: Eukaryota; Metazoa; Porifera; Demospongiae; Haplosclerida; Niphatidae. The record is from RefSeq and is a predicted model, not a curated record.